Hyphopichia burtonii NRRL Y-1933 is the source of this 2106-nucleotide messenger RNA. RefSeq lists its product as uncharacterized. Bases 1 to 2106 code for a protein of 701 amino acids. The record is from RefSeq and is a predicted model, not a curated record. Lineage: Eukaryota; Fungi; Ascomycota; Pichiomycetes; Serinales; Debaryomycetaceae. Gene Ontology annotation, cellular component: nucleus. The transcript has a single exon. Gene Ontology annotation, molecular function: nucleic acid binding; exonuclease activity.
AUGGGACUGAUUGAUACCGAUGAUCCAUUGAGCAAAAACACUGCCAGGUUAUCUAUCUCCACGGCCGAAGGUGAAAAUCAACGUAAUCAAGUUCGGGAAUUUUUGAAAACAUCUGAAUUACAAUACGCCAGAAGAGAUUCUGCAGUUUCAAUAUCUUCUUUUAAUGAUGAAGAAGAGAAGUCAAACGAACUUAGGGUUCCUAGCCCCCAAAAGGGUUUAAGUCAACCUACUGAUGGUGAAUCAGCUGUCGAAACCAAUAGCAGUAAGAGAAGAAGAUCCUCUGCCCAUUCCAUUGCAUUGCUUACCCAAAAAAACAAGCAAAUCAAAACCGAAGCCUCUAAUGAUGAAGAUAAUGAUGAAGCCAAGUCUAAACGGAAGAAGCAUAAAAAGAAGUUACAAAAAGCAUUAGCACUAGCUGAGAUAAUAGCCAAUGACGGAAAAUAUACUGAUCCAAUGGUUAAAAUUGCUCAUAUUAGAUCAUUCAUAUUGGAUGUAUUUAUUAAAAAGGCUGAUAUAAGACGAAUUCCAUUCAAAUUGAUUAAUCGUAAAAAUCAUAAUAUAGUGUUUUGUUUUAUUCCUGGUAUCUCCAAAGAAGAUUUUGGAACUAAUUUCGAUAGUAGAUCAACAAAAGGACCAAUACCGAUUAAUGAAUUAAAUAUUAAUGACGAAUUUGAAUUUUUCAAAACAACCUUUGAUUAUCUUUAUCCAAGUUCAAGUCCUGGAAGUAAAGAUAGUUUACACCUGGCAUUACAAGCUUUAAUAAAUGUUCCUUUAACUGAUGGGCAAAAAAAUGCAUUAAUGAAACUGCUGAAAAAGGAUAAGAUUAUAUUACCAGAUUUAACCAUGAGUAAAGAAGAAAUGCAACAACAUAAUUACCCAAUGCAUUCAUCGUUAUUGGAUAAUCCAGUCAGUAUCGAAGGAAGUGACUGGGUUGAAACCAAAGAUUUCGAUCAUGAAGGAUCCCAUACGUUUAGUCUUGAUUGUGAAUUUUGUCAAUCGGCUAAUGGGAAAGUAUUAACUAGAAUAUCUAUUAUUGAUUUUGAUGAAAAUAUAGUACUUGAUACUUUUGUUAAACCAGAUGUUGAAAUUACCGAUUAUUUAACCAAAUAUUCAGGAAUAACAGAAGCAAAACUAGAGGGAGUAACCACCACUUUAAAAGAAGUUCAAGAAAGAUUUUUAUCAAUAGUCUCUUCGAAUGAUAUUUUAAUUGGACAAUCCUUAGAAUCAGAUUUAAAUGUUUUGAAGAUUAAACAUCCUAGAGUCAUUGAUACUGCACUCAUCUAUGACCAUACAAGAGGUCCACCAAUGAAACCAUCUUUAAAAUGGCUUUCGGAAAAACAUCUUGGAAAAUUGAUUCAGCAAGGUGAAGCUAACGGGGAAGGACAUUCAUCAGUUGAAGAUUCAAAAGCAUGUCUUCGAUUAGUUAAGAUGAAAUUAAUAGAAGGAAAAUUAUUUGGGAAAAAUGUUGGCGAAGCACUGCUUUUUGAAAAUCUUAAUGAAAAAUCACUUGAACCACUUAAAUCUUCAAUAAUUGAUUAUACCCCAUUAAGAGAUUGGGAUAAUACCUUAUUGGAGCAUAAUUCAUAUUUAAUAAAACAUCAAGCAACAAAUGACGAUGAAGUGGUUGAUUUUGCAUUAAAGGAUAUUGAGGAUGGGAAUCAAUUUACUAUAUUAAAAUUACGAGAACUCGAAUAUAAUUCUGGAUGGUCACCAGUGCCUAAAGCAUAUGAUGGCUAUUUAAGAGAUGGCAUUGAUGACUCUAAUGAUAAGAUUACCAGUGUACUUGAAAGUGAAGAGCGAAAUAAACUAAUUCGAAAUUUAAAUGAAAGAUUGAACAAACUUUAUUCGGAAUUACCAGAAAAUACAAUCUUCAUAAUUAAUACUGUAAUGAGUGAUCCCAGAGAAGUUUUCAAAUUACAAUCAAUAAGGCGAAAUUUUCAAAACUUACAAAGAGAAGGAGUCAACUUAGAGAAUUUAACUCCCGAGCAAAAUUGGACUUUUGAUAAAAGAUGUGAAUUAGGUGACGCUGUUGAAAGCGCUAGAACUUGCAUGACAUUUAUUAACGUUAAGAGAAAUGAAUCGAUUCCUCAACCAGACAUCAAUUAA